Molecule: messenger RNA, 1356 nt
Organism: Leishmania mexicana MHOM/GT/2001/U1103
Lineage: Eukaryota; Euglenozoa; Kinetoplastea; Trypanosomatida; Trypanosomatidae
Product: putative DNA primase small subunit
Exons: 1
Coding region: 1-1356 (451 amino acids)
Biological process (GO): DNA replication, synthesis of primer
Cellular component (GO): alpha DNA polymerase:primase complex
Source: RefSeq, a predicted model, not a curated record
AUGCAGGUCAUCAAUGAAAACUCGCUGCGCGAGUUUUAUGCGCACGUGUAUCCCGUAGAGCUCAUCACCCAAUGGUUAUCGUACCGGGUCAGCCAGCCACGUCGUUCUGCGGGCUCCUCCGUGGCUGCGGUGAAAGGUGAGCCGACGGCGGUGUCCGGAGAGGACAGUAAGGACGGGGCACGCCAUGCGCUCGGCAUAAAGGCGGAGCCAUGCGAUGCAAUGGGAGCUGCCUCAGGCGCCGACGAUGAGGACAAGGAGUGGCUGGAUGGGAAGGGGGCUGCUGCCGCGGAGGGCUAUCUUGCGCGCCGCGAGUUCUGCUUCACCCUCAUGGGCGAGAUCUUCACCCGUUUCCGGAGCUACAGAAGUGCCGAGGAGCUGCGCGCCGAGCUGGUGCGCUGUUUUCCAGAGAAAAUCGACGUUGGGGCCGUGUACAACAUUCGGCCAAACCAGAAGCAAGGGCUCGCGAACGUCUUUCCGGUGGAGCGGGAGCUCGUGUUCGACAUCGACAUGUCAGACUACGACAAUGUGCGGUCCUGUUGCUCCGGCAAGAACAUCUGUUCCUACUGCUGGGCGUGGAUGUCGUGCGCGGCGCACGUGCUGCACACGGUGCUGCGCGACGACUUUGGCUUCAAGUACAUCCUGCCCGUGUUCUCGGGUCGCCGCGGUAUUCACUUGUGGGUGUGUGACCGGCGUGCCAGGCUCAUGACAAACGAUGAGCGAGCGGCGCUGGUCGGGUACUUGACCGUCGUGGCACCCAAGACACUCCGCAGCACCGUUGUGGCGGACCUGGCGAACCACCGCCUCAUCCACCCAACAAUCCGCCACGUGUUGCGCACACAGCUCGACCGCGCCUUCACUGCGCUUUUCGUAGCGUCCUCGAGCGACAACCCCAAUAACAUUCAGCAUCAUCCCAAGGCUGCUUAUAUCGUGCAUGACGCUACAUCGGCUGUCCUGAAGCUCGGCCGUCGCGACACCUUGAACCGGUUCCAGCAGCACGUGCACUUCCAGCAAGGCAACGUGCUGGACUGGCCAACGUACCUGCACGCCCUCGGCUCGGAACAGGAGGCCACCGAUAUUUUGCACGCCGUGCAGCUUCUUCUCAUGUAUCCGCGCCUGGACGAGCACGUAAGUACGCGGCGUGAUCACCUGCUGAAGCUUCCGUUUUGCGUGCAUCCCGGCACGGCCUCCUUGUGCUGCCCACUCGAGUGGGAAGAGGUGGAUGGGUUCAACCCAACAGAGGACGCGCCGAAGCUGCAGGAAAUUCUACUGAGCCGCAGCCUGGAUGUGCGCUGGACGCGGCCGCUAGAGCGCAUGCUGAAGGACAUGCGCACAGACGAGCACGAGAGCUCCUCGUGA